AUGGUCGAGAAGAUUUACGUUACCUACAACCAGGUCCACAAACUCUGCCAGCAGGCAGCCCAGCAAAUCCUCGAUGACUUCAAGCCCAACCUCAUGAUCGCCAUUGGUGGCGGUGGCUACGUCCCCGCGCGCAUCCUCCGCUCCUUCCUCAAGCGCGACGGCAACCCCAACAUUCCCAUCCAAGCCAUCGGCCUCUCCCUAUACGAACAGCUCGGCACAGGCGCAGAUGCCGAGGUGGAAACGCCCGGCACAAAAGUCACCCGCACACAAUGGCUGGACCUCUCCUCGCUCGAAAUGGCCAACCUGAUUGGCAAGAACGUGCUCAUAGUCGACGAGGUGGACGACACACGCACCACGCUCGAAUACGCCGUCCGCGAGCUGGAAAAGGACGUCGAGGCUGCGGUCAAGAAACUCGGGCGCGAGGGCGAAAAGACAAACUUUAGCAUCUUUGUCCUGCACAACAAGGACAAGACGAAGAAGGGCGUGCUGCCGCAGGAGAUUCUCAAGGGCCGGUAUAGUGCGGCCAGGACGGUGGGCGAUGUCUGGAUUAAUUAUCCCUGGGAGGCGACGGAUAUCGACGAGCAUGAUCGGUUGUCGAGGGAGCAGGAGGAGAAGGAGAAGGAGCACCAAGGGAAGCAGUAA
Messenger RNA from Plenodomus lingam JN3, 642 nucleotides. It is a transcript of the gene HPT1, whose product is annotated as hypoxanthine-guanine phosphoribosyltransferase. Gene Ontology annotation, biological process: hypoxanthine metabolic process; XMP salvage; GMP salvage. Gene Ontology annotation, cellular component: cytoplasm. The record is from RefSeq and is a predicted model, not a curated record. NCBI's taxonomy places the organism in Eukaryota, Fungi, Ascomycota, Dothideomycetes, Pleosporales, Leptosphaeriaceae. Gene Ontology annotation, molecular function: hypoxanthine phosphoribosyltransferase activity.